This is a messenger RNA of Cyphellophora attinorum, 1821 nucleotides long. Its product is annotated as tRNA (adenine(58)-N(1))-methyltransferase non-catalytic subunit trm6. Gene Ontology annotation, cellular component: tRNA (m1A) methyltransferase complex; nucleus. The transcript has 2 exons. Gene Ontology annotation, biological process: tRNA methylation. Lineage: Eukaryota; Fungi; Ascomycota; Eurotiomycetes; Chaetothyriales; Cyphellophoraceae. The record is from RefSeq and is a predicted model, not a curated record. Bases 1 to 1821 code for a protein of 606 amino acids.
AUGGACUUCUCUUCCAUCCGGCCCUUUCAACACGUCGCUCUGCGUCUCCCUAACGACCAGACACGUAUCGAAAGACUCACUCCGAACUCACUCAUCAAUCUAGGCAAAUAUGGCUCUUUCCACACCAACCACUUGUUCGGCCGCCCAUACCACUUGACUUUCGAAAUCUUGGACCGCGCAGAUGCCUGUGAUGACAGAGAAUUGCGGAUCGUGCCUGCCGCAGAGCUCCACGCCGCGACUCUUCUGGAGGAAGCAGAGACGGAGAGUGGCGCCGCAACACCAAGUAAUGAGGUCGAUGAAUAUGGCCUGAUGACCGGCGACAAGUCCAAUGUCAACAUCACAGAUGACCCAACGAACCAGCGCCUUACCAUGGCCGAGAUUGAAGAGCUGAAGCAGGACGAGACAGGGCGGACCAAAGAUCUAAUUGCCAAGAUCAUGCAGUCGCACACGGCGCUCGACCAGAAGACUGCGUUUUCGUUGGCUAAGUACACGUUGAGGAAGCAUCGGAAGUACAUGAAGCGUUUUACUGUACUGCCGCUUGAUGUGGCGACUUUGACGGACUUCCUUAUGGUCGAGAAGGACUUUUCGAAGGUGAUGGAACUCCGGAACGAAAGCUUGGGGCUGAUCGGGUGUUGGGCCAACAUUCAUGCCAGUGGCGAUUCUCAUCUGCCUAAUCUGUCAAAUACCGGGUCUCGCUACCUCGUCGUCGACGACACAGGUGGCCUUCUGGUUGCAGCUAUGGCAGAGCGAAUGGGCAUCUUACACCAAGCCAACCCUUCUUCAGACCCGGAGCCUGCCUCAGAUGACGAAGGUCCAGCACAAGCCGCUGAAUCAGCACCUCAACCCACAAAACCCCGCCGCCCACAGAUUCCCAUACAAUCCUCCGCCACGACCAACACCCUGACCGUAAUCCACUCGAACCAACAACCCAACCUCUCCCUCCUGCGCUACUUCAACUUCGACAUCCACAACCCGACCCCCACCCACCCCCUCCAUACCCAUCUCAAGACCCUCUCCUGGCUACAACUCCUCGACCCGAACUCCGACUCUGCCUACCAAGAACCGCCAAUCCUCCCACCGCCCGAGAUCUCCAAGCUAAAAAGCAACCGAAGAAGCAACUACUUCCGCAAACGUCGACGGUGGGAACGGAUCAAGGCUAUCGUGGACGAGGCGAGGGACGGCGGGUACGAUGCGCUCGUAGUGGCGAGCUACACGAGCCCGGUGAGUAUACUAAAGCACCUGGUGCCGCUGCUAGCUGGUGGCGCGCAGGUAGUGGUGUACUCACCCAACGUUGAACCCUUGUUGGAGCUGACGGAUCUGUACUCGACUGCGAGGAGGACCGCGUACCUGCAAUGGUUGCAGCAACAGGAGGAGCAACAACAGCAGAGAGAGGCGAUCAUCGACGAGCAUGCGCAAAAUGGUCAUCGCCAAGACCUUACAGAAACGCCAGUCAAAGCAGAACCUGCGGUCAAAGCAGAACCCCCCUCCUCACCAUCCUCGCCUCCCUCAGAAACCCCAUCCCAAAACGCCAAUCGCACCAUGUCGCUAGAUCCGCCUUCACAUCCACAAGCACCACCGAUCCCACCAAACCCAUCAGAAGAAAACCCCGACUUCCCGCUCAAUCCAACCCUCCUCCUUCCGCCAAUGCUACAAACCAGCCGCGUCCGUACCUGGCAGGUGCUUCCAGGGCGCACACAUCCCCAAAUGACCUCUAAAGGUGGCGCCGAGGGGUAUGUCUGGAGUUCGACGAGGGUGCUGCCAUUGACGGGACGGGUUACUGCGCGGGGGAAGGCGCGAAGGAAUGCUGGGAAGGGCUCGUGA